AAUUAUAUCCUCUGAUAUGACAAUUACUGUACUCAAUAUUUUAUUUUAUAUAUUCACAGUAGCUACUUGUUGCGAUGGUAUCUUAUACAUGUACGACUGUAUUGGACUUAUGCAAGGAAUAUUUUUUACUUUUUAUAAUGGCAUAUAUCAGUUAACUAUUCUUUGUAUAUGCGUACUCUCUCUGAUAAUUUACCGUUAAACAACGAUAAAUAAAAACAAUCUUUUAUUUGCUAUUUUUGAAAAGAUUUGUGUGUAUUUCUUUUAAAUAAUUAUGCAAUCGACUAACGGGAUUUUUAUUAAAUGACAUUCAAAUCCCAUAAUACGUGAAACCCUUCGUAAAAACAAGGUGCAAAUCCGCUCUUUAUUACUCUCCUUUACAUGUGUCGCUCUGUCGCUGGCGGGAGGCUACAACCGAUGGCACGGUCGAGGUCGAUCUACUCCAGCUCCGGUAAGAAUCCCAUACAUACUGUAACCCUCUCCACAAGUGCAACCCUUACUUCAAAGUGUGCCUGACGUCGCCGAACCACAGAUGCACAACCAACCUUAUUCAGACAUCGUCAGUGGACAACAUGCACGAGCUGGUGAACGCUCUCAACUUGACAUACAUUCGCCCAAACCCUAUACCGUUCCAUCUUCAGAUUCGGUACCCAGUCCGCGUGCAUGUGGAGAUCUGGAACGGUUACGCUGUUAACAUGGUAAAUGACACACUAAUUGACAAGGUGGACUUCACCAUUCGCGCGCUUAACGAAACGCGCAACCACACAGCGCACGCCCGGGGCGUAAACCAUAAGGCAAGUAUUGAUUUGUACAUAGAUGUUACCUGCGACGUGGAUUUCUAUGGCCCCGCAUGUGGGACGCACUGUCUUGCGCCACCAUACGGCACAUGCGAUUCCCACGGUCGCGUACACUGCAAAACCGGUUACACAGGUCCGCAGUGUAAUAAAAUUGUACCGAUAAAUACAAAUAGCCAUACUUCAUUUCCCUUACGCACAACAGUAAGACCAACAACAAUGAAACACACUACAGUAAGACCAACAACAAUGACACGCACAACAGUAAGACCAACAACAAUGACACGCACAACAGUAAGACCAACAACAAUGACAAGCACAACAGUAAGACCAACAACAAUGACACACACAACAGUGAGACCAACAACAAUGACACGCACAACAGUAAGACCAACAACAAUGACACGCACAACAGUAAGACCAACAACAAUGACACGCACAACAGAAAGACCCACAACAAUGACACGCACAACAGUAAGACCAACAACAAUGACACGCACAACAGUAAGACCAACAACAAUGACACACACAACAUUAAGACCAACAACAAUGACACGCACAACAGUAAGACCAACAACAAUGACACGCACAACAGUAAGACCAACAACAAUGACACGCACACCAGUAAGACCAACAACAAUGACACGCGUAACAGUAAGACAAACAACAACGACACGCACAACAGUAAGACAAACAACAAUGACACGCACAACAGUAAGACAAACAACAAUGACACGCACAACAGUAAGACCAACAACACUGACAUGCACAACAGUAAAACAAACAACAAUGACACGCACAACAUUAAGACCAACAACAAUGACACGCACGACAGUAAGACCAACAACAAUGACACGCACAACAGUAAGACCAACAUUUAUGACACGCACAACAGUAAGACCAACAACAAUGACACGCACAACAGUAAGACCAACAACAAUGACACGCACACCAGUAAGACAAACAACAAUGACACGCACAACAGUAAGACCAACAACAAUGACACGCACAACAUUAAGACCAACAACAAUGACACGCACAACAGUAAGACCAACAACAAUGACACGCACACCAGUAAGACCAACAACAAUGACACGCACAACAGUAAGACCAACAACAAUGAAACGCACAACAGUGAGACCAGCAACAAUGACACGCACAACAGUAAGACCAACAACUAUUACACUCACAACAGUAAGACCAACAACAAUUACACUCACAACAAUACGGCCAACAUCAAUGAAACAAACAACAGAAAGGCCAGCAGCAUUGAAUAACACAACUGUACUGCCAACCUCAAUUAAUAACAGAACAGUAAUGUCAACGUCAAUCAAUAACAAAACUGUAAUGCCAAAAUCAAUAAAUAGCACAACAAAUUGGCCAACAUCCUUGAGGCACACAACUGUAACACCAGCAUCAUCGACACACUUAACUGUUACACCAACAGCAAUUAAACAUUCUACAGUACCACCACCAACAAUUAAUCAUACAAAUGUACCUUCCACAACAAUCAAAAACCCAACUGUAGCAAUAACAACAAUGAAACACUCAACUAUAGCACCGACAGAAAUGAAACACACAACUGCAGCACCGACUACAAUGAAACUCACAACUAUAGCACCAACAACAAUGAAACUCACAACUGUAGCACCAACAACAAUGCAACUUACAACUGUACCAUCGACAACAAUAAAUCUCACAACUGUAGCACCGACAAUAAUUAAACUUACAACUGUAGCACCGACAACAAUGAAACUUAAAACUGUAGCACCGACACAUAUGAAACUCACAACUGUAGCAUCGUCAACAAUGAAACACCCAACUGCAGCCUUAACACCAAUGCAACACACUACUUUUACACCAACAUCAAUAAACCACAUCACAAUAAGCACAAACACAGCGACAAACAUACAAACCAGACAUGUGUCAAGAGUACAAACCAAUAGUCGAGAGCCAAAAACAGCCAACAGAUCAAUUUCAAAUCAUACACUCACUUAUAAAACGGGAAACUCAACAAUCAACAUCGCAGAACGAACAGAAACCGCCCUACACUCCCCGACGACGCUUGCAGUGAACAACAAAACGACAAAACCAGCAGAGAUCCACACGACACCACUUACAGUGAAUAAUACAUCUAUCAUCCGAACAUCAACACCUCUCACAGUAAAUCACACAACUAUCAAACCAACAUUCGUCCGCACUAUAACACCUCUUACAGUCAAUCACGCAACUAUCAAACCAACAUUCGUCCGAACAUCAACACCUCUCACAGUAAAUCACACAACUAUCAAACCAACAUUCGUCCGCACUACAACACCUCUUACAGUCAAUCACACAUCUAUCAAACCAACAUUCGUCCGCACUACAACACAUCUUUCAGUCAAUCACACAACUAUCAAACCAACAUUCGUCCGCACUACAACACCUCUUACAGUCAAUCACACAUCUAUCAAACCAACAUUUGUCCGAACAUCAACACCUUUCACAGUAAAUCACACAGCUAUGAAACCAACAUUCGUCCGCACUACAACACCUCUUACAGUCAAUCACACAUCUAUCAAACCAACAUUUGUCCGCACUACAACACAUCUUUCAGUCAAUCACACAACUAUCAAACCAACAUUCAUCCGUACUACAACACCUCUUACAGUCAAUCACACAUCUAUCAAACCAACAUUCGUCCGCACUACAACACCUCUUACAGUCAAUCACACAACUAUCAAACCAACAUUUGCCCGCACAUCAACACCUCUUACAGUCAAUCACAAACCUAUCAAACCAACAUUCGUCCGAACAUCAACACCUCUCACAGUAAAUCACACAACUAUGAAACCAACAUUCGUCCGCACUACAACACCUCUUACAGUCAAUCACACAUCCAUCAAACCAACAUUCGUCCGCACUACAACACAUCUUUCAGUCAAUCACACAACUAUCAAACCAACAUUCAUCCGCACUACAACACAUCUUACAAUCAAUCACACAACUAUCAAACCAACACUCGUCCGCACAUCAACACAUCUUACAGUCAAUCACACAACUAUUAAACCAGCAUUCGUCCGCACUACAACACCACUUACGGUCAAUCACACAUCUAUCAAACCAACAUUCGUCCGCACAUUAACACCUCUUACACCCAAUCACACAUCUAUCAAACCAACAUUCGUCCGCACUACAACACCUCUUACAGUCAAUACCACAACGACUAAAACAAUAUUCGUCCAUACAUCAGCUUCAAUUACAGUCAAGCACACAUCUACCAAAACAACAUCAGUACACAUAACACCACUUACAGAAAACCAAACAACGACGAAACCAACAGUUUUCCACACAACAACAACACCUAAAGUCAAUCACACAUCACCUACACCAACAUUCGGCCUCACAACAUCACUGACAAAUAAUAACAUAACUACCAUACCUACAUUUGUCGACACAACAACACCAUAUACUGUCAAUAACACGUCGCAAAUACGAACAUUAGUCCGCACAACGGCACUUAAAGUCAAUCACACAACGACAAAACCAAUAGUUGUGUACACAACACCACUUACAGUCAACCACACAAUGGCAAACCCAACCAUUGACCACACAACAACAAAACCAACAUCAAACUAAACUACUGCAAAAUCAGUUCCUAUCCACACAACGAAAAAAAUAACACCAAACAUCACAACGGCGAGACCACCGGCAAACAAAACGAUUGCUCACAGAACGACAAAACCAUUAGCCAACGACACAGCGGAAAGCUUUACAGUGAACACAGCAACACUUUCUCUCACUUCACGCGAAUCUUCGUAUACUAAAAAGCCAAGUGACGGAAGCAAAGAAGCACAACAAACGGGUGUCUCA
Molecule: messenger RNA, 4643 nt
Organism: Dreissena polymorpha
Lineage: Eukaryota; Metazoa; Mollusca; Bivalvia; Myida; Dreissenidae
Product: mucin-2-like
Exons: 5
Coding region: 570-4409 (1279 amino acids)
Biological process (GO): cell communication
Cellular component (GO): membrane
Source: RefSeq, a predicted model, not a curated record